CGCAGUGGCGCUGCAGUCGUGUGCGACGACGGUUCUGAGGAAAAAUAGUGAUGGAGGAAAAGUUUUUCUUUCCAAUUUACGCGUGAAUUUUCUCACUUUUCCACCAUGUGAGCGUGGAAAAGGCUCCAAAAACCUCAAAACUCUGUCUCAAGUUGCAUUGUCCAAGUGUGUGUUACGUGUUUUUUGCAUUUUAGACCAUGUUUUCCGCUCAACACGGCCUCCCAUCCAAUGACGGUAGUGAUGAUUACAAUUUUGAAAAAGUGGAAAAUGCCAUGAAAUGGAGAGGUGUUUUCGUGAAUUCGCUCCGGAAGGUGCUGGAACAGGUGCAUCCAAAUAUGACAGCUCAGGAUGAUGCCUUGUUCUAUGUGGAGAGUCUUUGUUUGAGGCUGCUGGCCAUGCUGUGUGCAAAGCCACCACCUCACACAAUUCAGGACAUUGAGGAGCGAAUUGGCAAGACAUUCCCCACACCAAUUGACAAAUGGGCCCUCACGGAGGCCUUCGAUACUCUGGACAAGUCCAAGAAGAAGAAAUCUGUCCUUCCAGUGGACAAAGUUCACUCAAUGCUGCAGAAAGAGGUGCUUCAGUACAAGAUCGACAUUUCGGUCUGUGUCUUCCUGGUGGCCGUCCUUGAGUACAUCUCAGCGGAUAUCCUGAAACUGGCCGGGAACUACGUGAAGAACAUCAAACACAUCGAGAUAUCCCGAGAGGAUAUUGAGGUUGCCAUGUGCGCAGACAAGGUGCUCAUGGACAUGUUCUAUCAGGGCGAUGGAACAGGCUCUGCAGCUCCUAGUCCUCUGCCGCCAACACCAAAAGUCACACGCACCUACGAAGAGGUUGUCAAGGAGUUGAUUCACGACGAGAAACAAUAUCAGCGCGAUCUGCACAUGAUUAUUCGUGUUUUUCGCGAGGAACUAGUCAAAAUCGUUAAUGAUUCCAAGGAAUUAGAGGCAAUAUUUUCCAAUAUAAUUGACAUCUAUGAAGUGACAGUGACACUUCUGGGUUCCCUUGAAGAUGUCAUUGAGAUGUCGCAGGAGCACACGCCACCCUGUGUUGGCAGUUGCUUCGAAGAGUUAGCCGAAGCGGCUGAAUUUGAUGUUUAUGCGAAAUAUGCCCGUGAAGUUACCUCUCCACAAUCAAGGGAAGCUCUGGCCAAUCUCCUGGCACGGCCAGAGUCCAAUUCCCUGAUUGCAGCUGGGCAUGGAUUUCGUGAAGCCGUUAAAUUUUACCUGCCUAAAUUGCUCUUGGGACCCAUAUGGCAUGCAUUUUUGUACCUAGACUACAUAAAGAUUCUGAUGGAGAAGAGUCCGGCUCGUGAUGACCAGGAGAGUUUUGAACAGGUUCAGGGAUUGCUGAAGCCACUGCAGUGUCAACUUCAGUAUAUUGUUUCCACAUUGCCUAAGGAAUCAAUGGUAAGAAUGCACAGCAGAGCAAGAAGACAAAUUGCCAUCGAGAAGACCAAGGAGCUUCAGAAUACCGUUGAACACUGGGACAAGGAUGUUGGACAGUGUUGCAAUGAAUUUAUCAGAGAGGACACUCUGGCGAAAUUUGGGUCAGGGAAGAGGAUAACAGAGAGGAAGGUGUAUCUGUUUGAUGGGCUUCUAGUCCUGUGCAAGGCUAAUACGAGGCGUCAAACAGUGUCAGUGGGUGCUACGCAAAAUUAUGAUUUUCGCAUGAAAGAGAGGUUUUUCAUGCGAAAAGUCGAAGUAAUUGACAGAGCAGAUACCGAUGAGCUUAAGCAUGCCUUUGAGAUAUCCCCAAGAGUUCAGCAGGCUGUUGUACUAAUUGCUAAGAGUACACAGCACAAGAAUGAUUGGAUGGCAGAUCUCAUAAUGGUGAAUACAAAACCGAUGUUAGAUCGGAUUUUGGAUAGUAUUCUGCUGGAUAUUGAAAAGAAGCAUCCACUUAAGUUACCUAGUCAGGAUAUUUAUGAGUUUGCUGUGCCUGAUAGUCCAAAUAAUAUUGUGUUGGAGGAGAGGGAAUCAACUGGGGUGCCACUGAUAAAGGGGGCAACACUGUACAAGUUAAUUGAGAGACUAACCUAUCACAUUUAUGCUGAUCUCAAAUUUGUGAGAACUUUUCUCACCACCUAUCGAUCCUUUUGCUCACCACGUGAACUCCUAACCUUGCUCAUUCAGAGAUUCAACAUUCCCGAUCCCAGUAUUGUGUAUGAAAGUAGUUCCGGCACGAAGGAAAGUGAAGAUACAGAUAAAUUGCACAAAUGUUCCCAACGUGAAGAUUGGAAGAGGUAUAAGAAGGAAUUUAUGCAACCGGUGCAAUUUCGUGUACUGAAUGUUCUCAGGCACUGGGUUGAUCACCAUUUUUAUGAUUUUGAACGUGAUGGUGAACUGCUAGAAAAUCUUUUGGCAUUCCUCACGACAGUCACUGAUAAGUCAAUGAGAAAAUGGGUUGAUCCAUUCUUCAAAAUUGUCCAUCGGAAGAAUGAACAGGAGGAAAAUCACAAACAGAUAACUUUUAGUCAUAGUCCUCCGGCUAUUGAGUACCAUUUGCAGGUGCCGGAGAAUGAAUUUAAUCUCCUAACACUGCAUCCGCUUGAGCUAGCACGACAAUUGACACUGCUAGAAUUUGAAUUGUACAAAAAUGUCAAACCAUCUGAACUUGUUGGAUCGGUUUGGACGAAAAGAGAUAAGGAACUGACAAGUCCAAAUCUACUGAAAAUCAUCAAACACACCACAAACUUCACGCGUUGGCUGGAAAAGUCAAUAAUAGAAUCGGAGAAUUUUGAGGAGCGCGUUGCAAUGGUGACACGUGCAAUUGAGGUUAUGAUGGUGCUACUAGAAUUAAAUAAUUUCAAUGGCGUCCUUUCCGUUGUAUCUGCCAUGGGUAGUGCAUCGGUCUAUCGGCUCAAACUCACCUACCAGGCCAUUCCGGAGAGGUACAAGAAGUGCCUGGAGGAAUGUCGGGAGCUCAAUAAAGACCAUUUUCGGAAGUAUCAGGAGAAAUUGCGCUCAAUCAAUCCACCAUGUGUCCCAUUCUUUGGCAUGUACUUGACCAAUAUUUUGCACAUUGAAGAGGGCAAUCCGGAUCUAUUGCCCAAUACUGAACUCAUAAAUUUCUCCAAGAGGCGAAAAGUGGCUGAAAUUACGGGAGAAAUUCAGCAAUAUCAAAAUCAGCCAUAUUGUUUGAAAACUGAUCCAAAAAUUCGACGUUUUCUCGAGACAUUGGAUCCGUUUGAGGGGAAAAAUGACACUGACAUCAGUAACUACCUCUACAAUGAGAGUUUAAGAAUUGAACCAAGGGGAUACAAGCAAGCUCCAAAAUUUCCAAGACGUUGGCCAGAAUUGACACUCAAAAGUCCAGGAAUUAAGCCAAGAAGGCACAAUAAUAGUGGAAGUUCCAUUUCUCUGAUCUCCCUUCCCGGAUCUUUGCCAUAUUCCCAGAAGAGUCUAACUAUGAGCAGUAGCGAGGGAGAUUGGUCACCAACAAGUGGCAUUUCACAAGUCUCCCAAGAAUUUACAGUGUUUGCCAAUGUUAACAUUCAGGGUUCGCACCAUAGUAGCCUAAUGAAUGUUUCCCAUCCUUCAACAUCCCUAAGUACCCUAGCUACAUCAUCAAGUAUCGAUCUAAUGGAUCAGGCAAGCAUUGUCACAGCCUCCACGAGCCAUGUGCCAUCGACUCAGGGUGUACCUGAGUUGCCAAAGAGGUCUAACAGUAUUAUCUCAAUGGCGAGUUGCAGCAAUAUCGUCAUUGAUACAGUCAAACCCGUUCUCAGUCCUCGGAGUUUCGACUCCACUGCCAAUUCCAGUACUCUGCCAUCGAGGAGUUCUCCGGUGGUGAGUCCAAAGGUUUUACAGGCUUUCCGGGAGGACGGGGAUCUGCCGACACUGAGUCCGAGGGGAGAGAGAUUGGGGACACUGCACAGGGAGCAGGAACAGAGGACACCAUUCCAGGGAGCAACUACCACUACUACUGUGCGCAAUUCUGUUCGAGGGAGUACUACAAACAUCACGACAAACCAAGAAUCGGAAGGUGCCCAAAGUCAGUUACCGGGCAGCCCGAAGAUUCACACGACAGAGCCCGAAGUGGGUCCUUUGCCCAUUUCGCCGCACGUCAAUGUCCCAAAUACUCAUACCUUCAAUCACGUUCCGCCCCCUCUUCCUCCGCGAAUCAAACGUCGCGAGCCACUCGAUGGCGCCCAAAGUGCACAGCUCAAACAAGCCCCGGAUGCACCUCAGUUGCCACCCAGGGAUCUCAGUCCUCCGCCACUGCCGCCCAGGCACCAUUUGGCCGCCAGGGCGCAGGAAUCGGCGGCAGGAGUGUACAAUAAUUUUGAGCAGAAUCAGGCCAGAGGAGGAGAUUCCUCUUCUGGUGAAUCCACGCCCAAGCACCAUCUCAUGCUGCCGCAUACCAGCACCAUCAUGAUGAGGCGCAAUUCGGCGCUGGACAGGAGCCAGCGGCAAAGCACAUCCUCCGGUGGUCUUCCGUCGCCGCCGGUUGUGGAGGUUGGCGGAUCCAUUGGGUUCAAGAUUGUCAGCUCCACUCUCUUACCUCAAGUGGUGAUACCAAAAUUACCUCCGAAGCCGAAACCACCAAAUUCUGCGGAUCGUCAAACAAUGUUUUCAUAUCCUGGAACAACAAAUUUAGACUAAAAUAACUCAUAUGUUGGUGUCCAGCAUAAAAGAGAAAAUUUUCACAAUGUGUAAUGAUGUUGUUGAGUUGGAAGGGAGGGGGGGGGAAGCUGCUGAAAAACAAGUUAGAAGAAGAAUCGUCCAGAUUCUUGUCAAUAACUUUCACAAGAAAGACCAAUUCGAGGAGGAUUGUUUCAGGGAAAAUUCCAAAAUUUUCUCACAAUAAUUCCUCCUUUGAAGAGUUAAUUGUAGAAAUUUUUAAGGGAUUAUUAUGUGAUUGAUAGUGAAAAAAAUAACAGUUUACAGAGAAGAGUUUGUAAAAAAAAUAAGAAUGAUAAAUAAUAGAAAUUCUAUUAUAGACAAAAGGGAUGAGGAUAGUAAAAUGCAUUUAAAAAGCGUUCAAGGAAACAAGAAAAUAAAGUGUUUAUCAGGGAUUCAUUUUUUUUGUUCGAGAGAAAAAAAUCCCACGUGUUUUAUGAGGUAAAAAAAGUAAAAAAAAAAAAAAUAGAUGAAAAUUAAUGAUGUUGAUUAUAAAAAAAAGAGAGAAUUUGAUAAUGCCAAGUAUCUUUUAAAGAAUACACCACAAAGUGAGAUAUUUGAAAGAAUGUGCAUUUUAUUGUCAAUGUAUUUGUAGAGAUAUUAAAACAAAAGAUUAAAAAAAAA
Phlebotomus papatasi is the source of this 5249-nucleotide messenger RNA. RefSeq names its product protein son of sevenless (gene Sos). Bases 198 to 4607 code for a protein of 1469 amino acids. Lineage: Eukaryota; Metazoa; Arthropoda; Insecta; Diptera; Psychodidae. Gene Ontology annotation, biological process: Ras protein signal transduction; positive regulation of GTPase activity. The transcript is spliced from 12 exons. Gene Ontology annotation, cellular component: nucleosome; plasma membrane. Gene Ontology annotation, molecular function: protein heterodimerization activity; structural constituent of chromatin; DNA binding. The record is from RefSeq and is a predicted model, not a curated record.